Desarmillaria tabescens is the source of this 931-nucleotide messenger RNA. RefSeq lists its product as uncharacterized. NCBI's taxonomy places the organism in Eukaryota, Fungi, Basidiomycota, Agaricomycetes, Agaricales, Physalacriaceae. The transcript has 4 exons. The record is from RefSeq and is a predicted model, not a curated record. Bases 9 to 896 code for a protein of 295 amino acids.
UAGCUGCCAUGGAAAUCAAGCCGGAAACUGCACAUCAUGAUUCUCAGCUGCAUACAGAACUGUCUCCUAGACCUAAUUUCCAGCCAUCUACAGGUCCCGGUAACGGAUCUCUCGAUACCUCCCUUGCAUCUUCAACAAAUGUUCCCAUGAGCAUUAUCAUGCCGAAACCUCAUCCUGCUGCCGGAUUGAAACCAUCGAAAGGAGAACGAAACCAGUACAUACUUCCGGAAGCCGAUACGACUCGAGCGCAGCAGAGUGAGAAGGAUGCUAUGAAAGAGCGGAACUGUAUGGUACCGAAAACAUCGAAAACAGUGUGCCAGAUAGUCGAUUCCAUGGAGAGGAAACUCAUUGUAGCCCGAGCCGGAAAAGAGAAGAAGCUAAGUCGAAAAAUGAGACGUGCUUUAGAAAGAGAACAGAAAACACGCAGGGAGGCAGAAGCGGCGUUCUCAGAAGUCCCUGUAACUGGAAAGGAGUCAAUUAAACUGGUCGGAGAUACCACACCAGGUACGGAUCUCGGUGCAGCAUCUUUGAAGCACAGGUUUCCGGAGAAAACCGGUUCCAUUAAUAUCAUUCCUGUCACCAUCCUCCCAACUAUCGCAUCCGAAAACGCCCAAGCCAGCCAGUUCGUGCAUUCGGGUGUUGCGUUGCCGGAAAUUGAUUCAAAUGUUGUCAUAACUAAACAACAUAACGACGAAGUAUCGGAAUUUGAAGCGAAAGGGAUAACCGCGGACAGAGAAGCCUCCGCAAGUAGUAAAUGGUGCGAUCAGGAAAGAAACCAGCAUGUCGGACCAAUAAGGAGAAGUUCAAAUGAGGAUAACAUUGAACAUCAAUUCAGGGAAGGACCCUGGGACACCAAUGCAAGACCAGAACCUAGACGUAAUCUCGAAGGCGAAUGAGGGAAUAGUGGUAUCGAUGAGACGGCGAAAUGAUG